CGGAAGGAGUUUUUUUUUUUUAUAACGCGUGUGGCUUCUAGUGAUUCUUCUGUACAUUGGACAGGAUUCCUUGUUUGCAGUUUUUCUUUAAAUUAAUUAAUCCUUACUUUUAAGCAUCGCAUUUGUGUGUGGUAGCAGAGGAGCGUCCCAACACCCUUCAAGCAACUCAGCCGCAAGAUAGUGGGCGCCUGCCUGCCUACAGGUUUUGGACUCGGAGACCAUAUUAAGAGGAUUAUUGCAUUGUUGCAAUAAGUAGUGCAAGUUGAGCUUCCCAAAAGAAUAACUGAUUUCCACUUGAUCAAAAUCCUUUGGCAUUAUGAUCAAAAAGUUUAUUUUUUAAAAUGAAUAAAGCUGGAUGUGGACUACAAGCUGGAUGUGGACUACAGUAUCAGGUCUUUAUGGCUCUCAAAAGAGCUUUUUCAGUGAAAAAAGCAUUGCCAGUAUUAACUCUAUUCACCAAGAAUCCAUGUCAACUUUGUGAUGAAGCAAAAGAAGUUCUUGAACCAUAUAAACACAGGUUUAUUUUGCAAGAAGUAGAUAUAACGCUGCCUGAGAAUUCAGUUUGGCUUCAGAGAUACAAAUACAAUAUACCUGUCUUUCAUCUCAAUGGACAGUUUCUAAUGAUGCACAGUGUGCAAACGGACAUUCUAGAGAAUAAGCUUGCCCAACUGGAGGAAACGAAAGAAGCAUAUGAACCUUAAAUCUCUGUGAAAGUCUGUAUGUGUGUGCGUGCAUGCACACACACUGUAGUGAAAUUGCACAUCCGGUAUCGGUUUCUGCCUUAUGCAUAAUGCUCCCUAAGAAGUCAACAUCCAGUUUUAUCAAACAAAAAUGCAGUAACACGUUUGGAUACUGUUGACUAGAUACAGACAUUUUUAUGAUUAUUUUCAUCAGAACAGGUGAAUGAAUUUGUAUCACAGAUAGGAAACAUUUCCUUGAUAUCCAUAUCUAUGACAUUUUUAAGCCGUAUUUUCUAAUUACCUGGAAAUUACUCUUUAUUAGCAUUGAUAAGGCAAAAUGUUACUACAUUUUAACAAUUGUAUAAUUGCUUCUUAUUUUUGUCUGUCCCUACUCCUUUUACUUUAGACCUUAUACAUGUACUGCACCUUUUAUUUUUGGGGAAAAAACAUACCAUGUUUCAUACCAUGAAACAGUUAGGAUUUGUUCUUAUUUAAAGGCUUACAAAAUGCACAAGAGAGACAAUUAACGGACUGAAACCACAUAACCUCAGUCAAAUCAACUCUACGACAAAAUUAUUUUAAUUAUCUCUCCCACAAUAUUAAAAUAAUUGUUCUUGUCUAGACAUCACAGUAUAUAUACAAUUGUUUUUUUUUUGUUUCGUGCAAUAACUGCUAUUAUUUAAGCUUAUCUUUAAGUUGUUCAGUCAGUCAUUUUCCAACCCGCUAUAUCCUAACACAGGGUCACGGGGGUCUGCUGGAGCCAAUCCCAGCCAGCACAGGGCGCAAGGC
Messenger RNA from Erpetoichthys calabaricus (reedfish), 1469 nucleotides. It is a transcript of the gene c7h5orf63, whose product is annotated as chromosome 7 C5orf63 homolog. Bases 342 to 701 code for a protein of 119 amino acids. The record is from RefSeq and is a predicted model, not a curated record. NCBI's taxonomy places the organism in Eukaryota, Metazoa, Chordata, Cladistia, Polypteriformes, Polypteridae. The transcript is spliced from 7 exons.